Messenger RNA from Hippocampus zosterae (dwarf seahorse), 2345 nucleotides. It is a transcript of the gene gas1a, whose product is annotated as growth arrest-specific 1a. Bases 481 to 1332 code for a protein of 283 amino acids. Gene Ontology annotation, biological process: regulation of cell cycle. NCBI's taxonomy places the organism in Eukaryota, Metazoa, Chordata, Actinopteri, Syngnathiformes, Syngnathidae. The record is from RefSeq and is a predicted model, not a curated record. The transcript has a single exon.
GGGGGCAACCAAUGAGCUGCUGCGGGCUCCCGAGUGGAGAGGGGCCGGGGAACUCGCACACAAAAUGCCCAAAGGCGAGAGAUCGCUGGAGCACUUUGCAACCGACGAGCCUUGUUGUUUUCUCCUCCUCCUUUGCACAAGUUUGUUUGCGCUCCACGACGCGCGCGGACUCUCCAAGGAUCGGACCCGGUCCACUUGGAGGACUUUUUGGAAGGGGAACCGAAGCCGUUCUUUUUGUUGUUGUGCGCCGAGAUCCGUGCGGAGGUGGCGGAGAGGAAGAGAGAGGGCGGGGGGGGUGCAACGGAGCGCCGAGAUGGAAUGAUUUGUCCAUGAAAAAAAAAAAGUUCCCCGAAUAACUUUUUUGGCGUUUGGAUAAAUGGGCACGCGGAGUGUCGACGCAGCCGGGAUUCCGCGGCGGGCCGCCGAAGGGGCUCGCGCUUUCGGAUUAACCUUCCUGGAAGCGGCGUUCGAGUUUUCCCGAUGACUCCGCUGCGAGCUUUAGCGUGCACCGCCGCCAUGGCAACCUUCGGCGCUCUGGCGCGGCCUCUCCGCCGCUCGCCGGGCCCGCUAACGUGCGUGCUUUUGCUCGCGGCGUUGUCCGCCGCCUCGCCGCCCCGCGACGGGAGACUGAUCUGCUGGCAGGCCAUCUUCAACUGCCAAAAUGAGCCCGAGUGCAAUUACGCCUACGAACAGUACCUGCGCGCCUGCGAUCCGGUGCUGAAAGGGCAAAAAAAGUGCCCCAGUCAUUGCAUCUCGUCCCUGGUGCAACUCAAUUUAACCCGCAACGGACCCUCGCUGGAGACCUGCAGCUGCGAACGCGACAAGUUGUGCGCGCGCACCAAGCUGGCCAUCGAGCCUUGCUUGCCCCGGACUACCAGCUCCGGGUGCACGGAAGCCCGUUGGCAGUGCCUGCGAGACCCGCCGUGCAACUCCGCCUUCUUGGACUACAUGAAACACUGCGGCAAACUUUUCAGCGGCAAACUUUUCAGCGGGCCCGUGUGCAGCGGCGCGUGCCGCGACGUGAUCGCCACCAUGCGCAAAAUCCCCAAGGGCCAGCAGCUGGACACUUGCAUGUGCGACGGCAACGAAAGGUCCUUGUGCGAGUAUGUCAAGAGCAACAUGAAGCUGCGAUGCUUCGACGCACCGCAGGCGGAGGAGGGCAGCGGCUCGCACGACGACUACGACGCGGAGGACAACGACGACGACGACGACGCUGACGCCGCCGACGUGGACUACUGGCACGAGCCGGAGAGCGGAGCUUCCCGAGCGGAGGUCCGCUGGGUUUCGACCCUCUUGCCCGCGUCCAUUUUGGCUCUCGCGACCCUCUUUUGAGCAUCGGCUCCGGGGCGGGGGGGCUGCGUGGACAUUUGAAUAACAGACUUUACUCGGAGAUUCCAUUUGCUAUGCAAACGGCACCAGAUACUUUGAUAGCUCACGAGAUUGUUCAACUUUUCACGUGGAGCCCGAUUAAGAAUCCAGCAGCAGUGUUUUCGAUCCACGUCACGCUGUGCACUGCCGAUUUUUUUUCUAGAUUUUUCUUUUUCCUCACACGCAAAAAAACCCCGAUAUGAGCUCUUUUUAUACGACCGACUGUUCUUUUUGGGCAUCUGAUUUGACAAGUAUUUAAUGCUGGAAUGGAAAACAAAUGGGGCGGCCCGGUGGUCCAGUGGUUAGCGCGUCGGCUUCACAGUGCAGAGGUCGUAGGUUCGAUUCCAGCUCCGGCCUCCCUGUGUGGAGUUUGCAUGUUCUCUCCUGCGUGGGUUUUCUCCGGGUGCUCCGGUUUCCUCCCACAUUCCAAAAACAUGCAUGGCAGGCUGUUUGAACACUCUAAAAUUGUCCCUAGGUGUGAGUGUGAGCGCGAAUGGUUGUUCGUCAAUGUGUGCCCUGCGAUUGGCUGGCAACCGGUUCAGGGUGUCCCCCGCCUACUGCCCAAAGACAGCUGGGAUAGGCUUCAGCACCCCCCGCGACCCUCGUGAGGAUCAAGCGGUUCGGAAAAUGAAUGAAUGGAAAAGAAAUGUAAAUAACAGAAAGUAACUGAACGAGAAAGUAAUUUAUUACAAUGCCAACGAGUCACAUCCAAAUGUUUAUCGCGUGAUUUCAAAGACCGAGAAUUCCAGCCAGCUUUAAAGGGAAGUUCUUAUCGUCUGCAUUCUUUUUUUUUUUUUGUACAUUGUAUAUAUGUGUAUAGCCCAUAUAGAUUUGUUUCCUACCUUCCUCAGAGAAUCCUCUAUGUUGCUGAUUUAUGGACCGUGUGUAGCCUAUAGAAAGAAAUGUCGAAAUCCACUGUAUGCUUGCCUUAAUGAUAUACUUUUAUAGAAGGCAUAAAGGAAAACUUGAAUACAUCA